GCUUUUUGGCGGUCGAUUUCCUUUAAAGUUUCCGUCGCGCGUUUCUUUUCAAGCCAAUCUUUUGACUCUUCUUCUUGCCUCUUCCUGUUGCGAACACAUGUCCCUUGAAUGACAUCACUGUAGCUAACUAAACAGCCUACUCCAUUUUCACGCCCACACUCGUAUCAUUAUUUUCCCAUCAUGAGCAACAAAGACCGUGUCUUCAUUGCGGUCUACACCCGUCCCGGCUCAUCCGAGCUCGAUUCUUUAUCCCCCACGCGCUCUAAACCGAAACCCCAAAAUUACCGCUGGGGCAUCUGGGUAGAGCCUAAGAACAGCACCGGGGCCGGUACAUCCUUCGACCUCGAAGAUUCCGUCGCAUACUCAUCAGUCACUAACCCGUUCGGCUGGCGCUUUCAUUUCGACGACCACAAAUCACCACCACCGCGGAUGCUAGGGCGGAUAAUGAUUGGGAAGUUGCCGGAAGGAAUGAGCGUGACCGAUGUCACGAAUAUUCUGAAAAGGGUACCGCUGCCCUGUGACCCUGGAAGUGCGAUUACUGAUGUGGUGAUGUGGAUCAAGGCAGUGAUUGAAGAGCUGCAGGAGGCUGGAUAUGCGGAGACAUUCUCAAUUGAGACGUUCAUGGGUGAUGCACUGGCAUUUGCGACAACAUGGCACUCGAGGAAUUCGCGAGACAUCGAGAAGGUCAACUACACCUGGAGUCGAGCAUUCCCUUGAAAGAUCUAAGAGGCGACAUUUCUGAUCGACAGAUAUCCCCCCAAAAAUUCGGCGAUCUGUGACAAAUCGCGCUUCAACUUGCUGCGGUCUAGUUGCCGUGUUCAUUCAACGACCGAGGACAGAGUCGCAUCUUCACAGGGGAGGAUAUACACGAGAGGGGACAGACGUAAUUGAUGUAGCUUGGCUGCCUAUUUGAGUCAAGAGCCUUGGCCUUAGCCUUUGGUGUGCGAAACUCCAUCCAAAGAUCUUCAAGGCGGCCAGCUUCUGCAAGUGAAAUAACGCUAGACUGCCGUCAUAUCCCGAGAAGCUUCGUGUUCCGGAUGAAUCUAGCCAAUACCUUCUCUAGUCCCCAUGGCAUUAGUCAGCACCCUGGAAAUAUCAGAGCAACGGAACUUGGCCGUUUGCUAGCAUUAUUCAAAU
Messenger RNA from Lindgomyces ingoldianus, 1137 nucleotides. RefSeq lists its product as uncharacterized. The record is from RefSeq and is a predicted model, not a curated record. Lineage: Eukaryota; Fungi; Ascomycota; Dothideomycetes; Pleosporales; Lindgomycetaceae. Bases 181 to 717 code for a protein of 178 amino acids. The transcript has a single exon.